This is a messenger RNA of Oryza brachyantha (malo sina), 1521 nucleotides long. RefSeq names its product putative RNA-binding protein YlmH. Bases 211 to 1128 code for a protein of 305 amino acids. Gene Ontology annotation, molecular function: RNA binding. The record is from RefSeq and is a predicted model, not a curated record. Lineage: Eukaryota; Viridiplantae; Streptophyta; Magnoliopsida; Poales; Poaceae. The transcript is spliced from 11 exons.
GCUCCAGAGUCCAGACCUCCAGUCUUCUCCAAAUUUGUUGCAAACCCACGCGCGAAUCUUGAAGCAAAUCUCACGGUCCAUGCCUCUCGAAUCUACGGCCACCAGCUUAAGCUCAUAGCGCCGACACGCGGGCAGAGAACCGCCGCCGGGCAGAGGCAAAGGGGAGAAAGUGCAGGCGACGGCGACCCAUCUCAACUGCUCCUAGAAAGGAUGGCCGCCGCCGCCUCGUUGGCAAGCCCUCUCCGGCGAGUCCUUCACGUCCCUUACGCACGCCGCGCUAUCCCCACGUCUUACCACUUCUUCCCCAGAGGACGGUGUCACGCGGCUCUCUCCUUCACCGCGGAUGCAGCAAGAGACUCGGCGGUUAAGGGGAGCGUGGAUAGGAACGUAGCCGAGGAAGUCAGUAGCAUUCUGGAUAUGGCACAAAGGGCUUCCCAACGGAGAGAUGUUUUCCACACCAAUUUUCUUACUCCACCUAUAGUAAAGGAGUGUAUGCUGGCAAUUGAGAAGUUGGCAGACAUCAAAGCAGUAGCACAGGGGGGCUAUCCACAGGCUGAGCGAUGCCGAGUUUCAGUUGGACAUCCAGACUGUAUGACAAGCAACCCAGAUGUAGUUGCUGCUUUGAGCAUCUCAGGGAAUUUCAGAUUGGAACCCUGUUCUCAUGGUGAUUUUCUUGGUGCUAUUCUUGGGACAGGAAUAACAAGGGACAAAGUUGGAGAUAUACUUUUGCAGGGAGAGAGGGGUGCUCAGGUCCUUGUUGAUCCUGAACUUGUUGACUAUCUGACUUCCACACUUGAAAAGGUUGGGAAAGUUGGAGUUUCAUGCACACAUAUUCCUUUGCUUGCUCUAGAAUAUGAACCACCAAGGACCAAAUCCUUUAAAACGAUAGAAUCAUCACUCAGGGUUGAUGCGCUGGCUAGUGCAGGAUUUAAAAUAUCACGUACAAAACUUGCUAGCUUGAUCAGUUCUGGUGAUGUCCGUGUGAAUUGGUCGCCAGUUUUGAAAAAUGGAGUAACUCUCAAGGCUGGGGAUGUUGUUUCUGUCAGUGGAAUGGGGAGAUUAAAGAUUGGGGAAAUUGUGACUACGAGGAAAGGAAAGUAUGCAGUUGAGCUGAUCCAAUAUUUGUAGGUCUGCAAGGGAUAAAUGGAUCUCUCAAGAUUACUGACCAAAUGAACGGACUGAAGUUCCCCUUUCAACUGCAACUUCUGUGAGGACUUGUUCUGUUCUGAAAAAAAAAGUUUGUGUUUAAAACCAAAAGGCAUUUCAUAAAUUCAUUAUCUAACUUUCCAUACUGCAUAACGCAGCUUAUACUAUAUUCAUAAUGAUCAACUGCUGCCAUUGCCAACCAUGAAACAUGUGACUUGAUCGCGACAGGAUGGAGGCAACCUGUUUACUUGGGAAAACUGAUGACGACUAGUCAUAGAUUCAGUGCUCUUUAAGUGUGACAACGGCUAUUCUUUGUAUGGAAACCAUCUUUAGAUGUCACGAAACUAUCACAAUCCACAAGAUUUAAUUUUUCAA